AUGAGCGCCAACGAUAUUCUUGCCGGAAUCGCGAACAAUAUUGGCGAAAUGCUUGAUCAUGAAUUUGAGGCGUCCACCUCGACGCCCGAAGUCGCAAUGGAAAUUGAUAAUCCGGUAAUGGCGGUUGACGACACCACAGAGAUUAUGGAGUUCUUCGGAGGCGGCACUUCUGAAGAAAUGGCGAAUUCUGAUAUGAGUUAUCAGCAAAAUUUGCAAAAUUCGCUGUUGACACGCGCGCGACGGCCGUGCAAAAUGGCGCGCGAGAUUCAAAGUCUCUCGUUCCGGAAUCCCGGCAGCGAAAUGUCCAAGUUCCUGCCGGACUCCGUCGACAUUCUGAGUCGGACGCGCGGCCGACGGACGAAUGCGACAACAAAGCCGAACUAUGAGGAUGGCGAAGAGGAGUUCCCAAUGUACCACGAGAGGGCAGGAAAACUCGUGGUUCGCAAAAACGGCGAAACGAAUCAAUACGACAUGUGCGAUUGUUUGCGCGUUGAAUGCUCCGGAUGCCAUUGGCCGUGCUCUUCAUGCAAAUCGAAAAAAUGCGGAUUCCAAUGUCGUCAGAGUCGGCGUGAGGUGAUCGCGAAAAUUGAGGAGAUGUGCACGACGUCAGACGCCAGCGCUCAUCAAAUCGUUCUAAAUCCCUAUAUGGACCUCUCAUUGGCAUCUGAUUGA
Molecule: messenger RNA, 672 nt
Organism: Caenorhabditis bovis
Lineage: Eukaryota; Metazoa; Nematoda; Chromadorea; Rhabditida; Rhabditidae
Source: the annotation of a GenBank genome assembly